Messenger RNA from Daphnia magna, 966 nucleotides. Its product is annotated as L-xylulose reductase. The record is from RefSeq and is a predicted model, not a curated record. Lineage: Eukaryota; Metazoa; Arthropoda; Branchiopoda; Diplostraca; Daphniidae. Gene Ontology annotation, biological process: xylulose metabolic process; glucose metabolic process. Gene Ontology annotation, molecular function: carbonyl reductase (NADPH) activity; L-xylulose reductase (NADPH) activity. The transcript is spliced from 7 exons. Bases 110 to 844 code for a protein of 244 amino acids.
CGUUGUUAUUUUGAUUUGCCUUUUGCGGAACUGUCACAUACCUCCAUUUACGAUUUCGUCAACAAUUCAGUGGUAAUUUGGAAUCUAUCACUGGUAUUAUCCUUAAUAAAUGGAUAUAAAAUUUACAGGAAAAACUGCUUUGGUUACCGGUGCGGGUCAAGGGAUCGGAAGAGCCAUCGCGAAACGAUUGUUUGAACACGGAGCUGUGGUUUUUGCGCUGUCAAAGUCGCCUGAGAAUUUACAGUCAUUGCUACGCGAAGUUCCUGGAAUCCGUACCGUGACUGUAGACCUUGAAGACUGGGAAGCAACAGAAAAAGCAGUUAAAGGUCUUGGGCAUGUUGACUUGUUAGUUAAUAAUGCAGGAGUAGCUAUUUUAGAGCCUUUUUUGGAUAUAAAAAGUGGAAGCUUUGAUAAGCUCUUCAAUGUGAAUCUGAAAGCUGUUAUCAAUGUUUCACAAAUUGUAGCUAAGCAAAUGAUUGAUUCAAAAACUGGAGGUUCAAUUGUCCAUGUGUCAUCACAGGCCUCUCAGGCACCUUUGAAAGAUCAUGCAGUUUAUUGCAGCGCCAAGGCUGCACUUGACAUGCUUUGCAAAGUUAUGGCUCUUGAGCUUGGGCAACAUAAAAUACGAGUGAACUGCGUAAAUCCAACAGUUGUACUCACCGAAAUGGGGAAACUGGGUUGGUCAGAUCCCACAAAAGCCAAUCCUAUGCUUGCUGGAAUUCCAUUGGGAAGAUUUGCAGAGGUUGAAGAAGUAGUGGACGCCGUUGUUUAUCUUCUUAGUGAUUGUGCUUCAAUGAUACAUGGAACGACUCUUCCUGUCGAUGGGGGAUUUCUGGCAUGUUGAAACUCAAAAAUAUAAUUAUCCCAAGAGGCUAUAGGUUUCUCGCGGUUGGGAUUCCGGUGUAAGUUACAAGUAAUGGAAACUACUUGUAUCCAUGUUUAUUAAUACAUUCUGUAUGUAAGUAA